AUGAAGGGCGGCCCAGUCGCCAUAAAACUACGACGUGAUGUGAGCCCAAAACAACAAUAUGGGACACGCCCCAUCCCACUCAACCUCCAGGAGGCGGUCAACCGGGAGAUCGACGAGCAGGUGGCCGCGGGCAUCAUAGAAUUCGCUGACGACACCAACGACCCAUCGGAAUGGAUUAACCCAAUGGUGGCCACUCGUAAGAAAGACCCAUCAAAGGCACGCAUCACGGUGGACCUACGAGAACUAAACAAAGCGACAAUACGUCCGAUCUACCCAUCCCAAUCCCCCAUUCACACAGUCUGCCACCUACCAAAGACGGCAGCGUACUUCACAGUCCUGGACGGCCUCAAAGGGUUCCAUCAAAUCGACCUAGAGGAAGGAAGUCGCAAACUCACAACGUUCAUCACUCCCAGAGGGCGCAUGAGGUACUGCCGAAUGCCCAUGGGGUGGCAUGGGUCCAGUGAUGUCUUUAACGAAAGGAUGGCCAAAGCGCUAGAGGGCAUCCCCCACAUUGCCCGAAUCGUAGAGGACAUACUGAUUUAUUCAACGACAUGGGAGGAACACAUUCAGGAUGUAAAGCGAGUACUACAAGCCUGCGACGCCCACGACAUUUCAAUUAACCCAAGUAAAGUACAAUUUGGUAUGAAAAGGGUCAAAUUUGGGGGUUUCAUCGUCAAACAGGGCCAAUACCAAAUCGACCCGGAAUUAACCGAGGACCUGAGACAGUUCCCAGUCCCAGAGAACCGAACAGAUCUUCGAUCCUUUAUGGGUCUUGCCCAGCAACUAGGAGGGUUCUCGACCGACCUCACUACGAUCCUAGAACCGUUACGGAGCCUCCUCUCAUACAAGGCCGACUGGGCAUGGCAACCUUACCACCAACAAGCCUUCGAGGAAGCACGAAUCGUCCUGUCGAACCCACCACACCUAACGUACUUCGAUCCACGACGACAAACCCAGCUCCUUACAGACGCGUCUCGCCUACAUGGGCUUGGGUUCCUCCUACGCCAAAAAUGCGACGAGGGCACGUGGAGAACGGUCCAGUGCGGAAGCAGAACGCUUGCGAAGCACGAAUCCAACUGGAGCGGCAUGGCCGAACUAGAGGCGCUCGCGGUGGCAUGGGCGGCAAAGAAAUGCGCGUUUUUCCUAGAUGGCCUGGAUCACUUCGAGAUCAUCACCGACUCCAACCCAUUGGUCUCCAUUUUGAACAACAGGCGCUUGGACCAAAUCCAAAACGACCGGCUCCUCAAACUGAAGACCACCUUGCUUCGCUACAACUUCACCGCACGAUGGCAAGCUGGGAAACGCCACAAGAUCGCAGACGCCCUCUCACGCAAACCAAGAAACGAGCCUAGAACAGCAGACCAAGUUCUCACGCAAGAGGAAGACGCAGAUAGAGAAUUUAUUAUUGCCACAGCCAUAUCCCAAUUGGACUCGGCCAUACCAAAUCCAUCACUAGACGCUCAACAGGAGCACAUUCAAACCAUUCGACGGGUGGGCCAACAGGACCCCACCUACAAAGCACUGCUGCGGCGCAUACACCACGGCUGGCCCGACAGCAAACAGCAACUCCUUUGCGAGGACGAGUUGCUAGCACCAUACUACAAGGAGCGAGAAUCUCUGUACGCGCAAGAUGACAUCAUCCUCCACGGACCACGCCUACUCGUCCCAGGCCCCAUGCGGCGUCAAAUUUUGCACCACCUACAUGCGGCACACCAGGGCAUCUCCAAAACUCUGGAACGAGCAAGGAUGACAGUAUGGUGGCCAACAAUUGCAACCGAUGUCACAGACGUGAUCCGCCACUGUCGACCCUGCCAAGAACAUCUCCCAUCGCAACCACACGAGCCCAUGCAACGCGGCCCAGACGCAGAGCGCCCUUUCCAAAAACUCCACGCCGACCUAUUCGAAGUAGCCGAUACCCAUUACUUGGUUUUGACUGAUGAAUUCUCCGGAUGGCCCGACAUCACAACAGAUCUUACAAUACCCAUAUCUUUACAGGAGUCAAAACCCGCACAGAGUGAUAAGAAUAAAACUCCAGAGCAACUAAAUAAUGAAGUAGUUGCUCAAGGUGACAUCGUAAGAAAUUUAAAGACUCAAAAGGCUGCCAAGUCUGAAGUCGAUGCAGCUGUUAAAUUACUUUUGCAAUUAAAGGGCGACUAUAAAUCAGUGACAGGCACUGAAUGGAAACCUGGUACUGCGCCCUCUGGUCCACAAAAGACAAUUAACGUAAAUGAGUUGAGUUUACAGAUAUCUGCGCAGGGUGAUAAGGUGAGAAAAUUGAAAUCUGAAAAGGCUACAAAAGAUAUUGUAGACCCCGAAGUGAAACUUUUACUUACGCUUAAAGAUACAUACAAGAAGGCAACUGGUUCUGAUUGGAAACCUGAAGCAGUGGUACCAGCGCAUACUGACGCACCUCCCUCCCCUGAAAUAGUGCACAAUUCAACUGACCAAAAUACACUUCUAGAGAAAAUUUCAGCACAAGGUGAUAAAGUGCGAGAUUUGAAGUCCAAAAAGGUGGAAAAGUCAGUGGUAGAGGCCGAGGUGAAGGUGUUACUAGCCCUUAAAGCCGAUUACAAAAGUUUGACCGGUUCUGAUUGGAAACCCGGUGCGGUUGCUCAAACUAAGGCUCCAGUGCCUAAAUGUGACAAGGCUCAUGAAACUGAACUUUUGAAUCAGAUAACUGAACAAGGCAAUAAAGUUCGGCAGCUUAAAUCAGAGAAAGCCGAUAAGACAGUUGUAGACACUGCAGUAAAAUCGUUACUAUCGUUAAAAGAACAGUUUAAAACCCUAACCGGAAACGUUUGGAAACCAGAAAUGGCCACGCCCAUUGUUGUAAGUCCGUCCGUGAACGGUAAUGAAAGCGAUCUUACAUCCAAAAUCAAUCAACAAGGUGAAGUGGUGCGAAAAGCAAAAUCUGGAGGAGCGGCAAAGGCGGAGAUCGACACCGAAGUCAAGAAACUGUUAGAUUUAAAAGCGGAGUAUAAGGCAUUGACAGGAACUGAUUUCCCAACGGGCGGCAGAACUCAAAAGACUACUAAACCAAAGGAGGAAAAAGUGACGAAAGCCAAAUCGGAAAAGAAAGAGAAAGAGAAGAAGCCUACCGAUGUGGAAGAUGGUGCUGGCACUAAAAAACAGACACGCUUGGGGUUGGAAGCGAAAAAGGAGGAAAAUCUCUCCGAUUGGUAUUCUCAAGUUAUAACCAAAGGGGAGUUGAUCGAAUAUUACGAUGUAUCAGGUUGCUACAUCCUAAGACCGUGGUCCUACUCCAUUUGGGAAGCAAUUAAAGACUGGUUUGAUGCAGAAAUAAAGAAGUUAGGUGUUCAGAAUUGUUAUUUCCCGAUAUUUGUGUCCCGCGCUGCUUUAGAAAAAGAAAAAACCCAUAUUGCAGAUUUUUCGCCUGAGGUCGCUUGGGUGACCAAAUCUGGUGACUCCGAGUUGGCGGAACCGGUUGCAGUUCGUCCAACUUCGGAAACUGUGAUGUAUCCGGCGUACGCCAAAUGGGUACAGUCGUAUAGGGAUUUGCCAAUAAAACUCAAUCAGUGGAACAAUGUCGUUCGAUGGGAAUUUAAACAUCCGCAACCGUUUUUACGGACUAGGGAAUUUUUGUGGCAAGAAGGACAUAAUGCUUAUGCCAAUAAGGAAGAUUGCCAAGCCGAUGUUAAAACUAUUGUAGAUUUGUAUGCCAAAAUUUAUACCGACCUUCUUGCAAUACCAGUGAUCAAAGGACGUAAAACCGAAAAAGAAAAGUUUGCCGGUGGCGACUACACCUUGACAAUAGAAGGAUAUGUCGCGGCUAGCGGUCGAGGUGUACAAGCCGCAACGUCACAUUAUCUCGGUCAGAACUUCUCGAAAAUGUUUGAAAUAGUAUUUGACCAUCCGGAAACACAAGAAAAGACAUUCGCUUACCAAAACUCGUGGGGUGUCAGUACACGGUCGCUUGGUGUCAUGGUGAUGGUUCAUGGUGAUAAUCAGGGAUUGGUCAUUCCUCCGCGAGUUGCAUUAGUUCAAGUGGUAAUUGUUCCGUGCGGUUUAAGCGACGUUGAUCGACAGCUUUUACAAGACAGCUGUGAUGAACUAGAAAAAGAACUACUCGGGGCCGGGCUACGUGUUAAAGGUGAUUAUCGAGAUAACUAUUCACCCGGAUGGAAAUUCAAUCAUUGGGAGUUGAAAGGAGUUCCUAUUAGAGUUGAGUUAGGACCGAAAGACAUUAAAAACAAACAGAUAGUUGCCGUGCGGAGAGAUAACGGACAGAAAGUUACAAUGAAACGUGAAUCCGCCGCCAAGGAUCUUGCUACGCUCCUGGAGAACAUUCAGCAGAAUUUGUUUAAUAAGGCAUCGGAGGAGUUUACAAGUCAUACAAUUCAGGUGACGGAAUGGUCACAAUUUACUCCUAAUUUGGAUAAGAAGAAUGUAAUUCUGUCUCCAUUCUGUGGCGAAAUGGAAUGCGAAGACGCAAUUAAAACAGACAGUACGAGAGAUGCGUCAGAGGUAGCCGAAGUUGGGGCACCUUCAAUGGGAGCCAAAUCACUUUGUAUUCCUUUAGAACAAUUACCGAUGAAACCGAAUGCGCGGUGUAUCCAUCCUAAAUGUACUAGAAAGCCGAAAUUUUACACCUUAUUUGGACGCAGUUAUUAAUUAUUUUGUGCUGUAAGUGCUGCACUAAGUAACUUAUUAUGUUGUGUUCUAUAAAAUUUUUACAAAUAAAAGUAAUUGAAGAUUUU
Messenger RNA from Photinus pyralis (common eastern firefly), 4718 nucleotides. RefSeq names its product bifunctional glutamate/proline--tRNA ligase-like. Bases 1 to 4632 code for a protein of 1543 amino acids. Gene Ontology annotation, biological process: prolyl-tRNA aminoacylation. The transcript is spliced from 10 exons. Gene Ontology annotation, molecular function: ATP binding; proline-tRNA ligase activity. The record is from RefSeq and is a predicted model, not a curated record. Gene Ontology annotation, cellular component: aminoacyl-tRNA synthetase multienzyme complex; cytoplasm. Lineage: Eukaryota; Metazoa; Arthropoda; Insecta; Coleoptera; Lampyridae.